Molecule: messenger RNA, 1035 nt
Organism: Parnassius apollo (apollo)
Lineage: Eukaryota; Metazoa; Arthropoda; Insecta; Lepidoptera; Papilionidae
Source: the annotation of a GenBank genome assembly
AUGAACAUUCAGGAGUGCAAGUGUGCAGAAAAUCGUCCGCUAAACGACGCGUUUUGUUGCACCUGUCCAACAACCUCUCAUGAAAUGGGCCCUAGUGAUUUUAAAGUUCCUGCUAUACCUCUCGAUCGCCCUCAGUGCAGUGCUCGGAGUAACGAGAAAGAAGAAAAAAAACCGGAUCUUAAGAAUGAUGACAAGAAAAAGGAAUGGUCGCUAUCUGAUUUUGAAUUGGGAAGGCCCCUUGGAAAAGGUAAAUUCGGCAAUGUAUACUUAGCCCGUGAAAAAGGGGCUCGUUAUGUCGUUGCUUUAAAAGUUAUGCUUAAAAGUCAAAUCCAGUAUUUGGAAAUGGGACAUCAAAUACGCCGCGAAGUGGAAAAUCAGUGUCGACUACGUCAUCGAAAUAUUCUACGAAUGUAUGGUUAUUUUCAUGACGAUGAGAGGAUUUAUUUGAUUUUGGAAUACGCAAAGCAUGGUGCCCUAUAUAAGUUUCUCAAAGAGCACAAGAGAUUUGAUGAGAAAACCGCAGCCAUCUAUGUCAGGGAUUUAACAAAAGCUUUAAUAUACUGUCACUCGAAAAAUGUUAUCCAUCGUGACAUCAAACCCGAAAACUUGCUAAUCGGAGAUAAUUAUGAACUUAAAAUUGCUGACUUUGGCUGUUCAGUGCACUCACCAUCUUCAAGGCGUAUGACCCUAUGUGGUACUUUAGAAUACUUGUCUCCUGAGAUGAUAGACAGAAAACCUCACAAUUAUGCAGUUGAUAUUUGGAGUCUUGGAGUACUGUGUUAUGAGCUACUGGUAGGUUUACCGCCAUUUGAAGCAAAGGAAAAUCAUCAAACAUUUAGAAAAAUUAGAUAUGUGAUCAUUAAAUAUCCAGAUUUUAUUUCUGAAGAGGCAAAAGACUUAAUUGGUAAGCUUCUAGUUAUAAACCCAGAGCAAAGGUUACCAUUGACACAAGUUUUGCAGCACCCUUGGAUUUUAGAAAAUGCCCCAGAAGGCGCUAGGCCACUAUUUUGUAACAUGGAACAAAAACAACUAUGA